Messenger RNA from Sceloporus undulatus (fence lizard), 294 nucleotides. RefSeq names its product 6-phosphofructo-2-kinase/fructose-2,6-bisphosphatase 4-like. Gene Ontology annotation, cellular component: cytosol. The annotation marks the transcript as partial. Gene Ontology annotation, biological process: fructose 2,6-bisphosphate metabolic process. Lineage: Eukaryota; Metazoa; Chordata; Lepidosauria; Squamata; Phrynosomatidae. The transcript has 4 exons. Gene Ontology annotation, molecular function: ATP binding; 6-phosphofructo-2-kinase activity; fructose-2,6-bisphosphate 2-phosphatase activity. The record is from RefSeq and is a predicted model, not a curated record.
ACCCACCAGUCCUAUGAAGAUCUUGUUCAAAGGUUGGAGCCAGUAAUUAUGGAAUUGGAAAGGCAGGAAAAUGUGCUUGUAAUAUGUCACCAAGCUGUUAUGCGCUGUCUGCUUGCUUACUUUCUGGACAAGCCUGCAGAAAAACUGCCUUAUCUCAAGUGCCCACUGCACACUGUCUUAAAAUUAACCCCAGUGGCUUAUGGUUGCAAGGUGGAAUCUAUAUUUCUGAAUGUUGAAGCUGUAAAUACGCACAGAGACAAACCACAGGUAAGAUUCUCUUGCUAUUCAGAGUAA